UUUCUCAACGCCUCAGAAUAAUAAAUCGAAAGCGCGUGUCGAAUGUGCUGGAAGGUUGAGAUAGUGGUGUAUUGUAAGAGACAGAAACCCCAGACUAGAGGCACACAAUAUGUGUUGGCUCGCAAAAAGGAGGCAGUAUCUUUAAAAUCAUGUAAUGUGAUCGGCGAAUCGUUCAAGAUCAAGCCGUUUUAUAUAAAACUACUCGAUCGGGCACAAAAUGUCCAGACCUGGAGAAAGAAAUAAGCUAAAUGAAGAUCACGGUAGAAGACAGAGUUCAAGUUUGGCGAACGGAAUGGACAACAGCCAUCCUAUCUGCAGUUCGGGAGAGAAACGAAGUCAUCAUUGGAGAAGUUACAAGUUGAUUAUUGACCCAGCGUUGAAAAAGGGUUCGCACAAAGUGUACCGCUACGAUGGACAUCAAUUCAGCAUGCCGAGCCUUGGAAUGUCACCCGUGGACAUCGUUCGAGAUCCGAGAAUCGGUCGUCUGUGGACUAAGUACAAGGAGACUGAUCUCCCGGUUCCUAAAUUUAAGAUCGAUGAGUGUUACAUCGGCCGGGUUCCCCCGAAGGAGAUCACGUUCGCCAAACUCAAUGACAACGUCAGAGAGGGAUUCCUCACUGACAUGUGCAAGAAGUUCGGCGACAUCGAGGAGGUGGAAAUAUUGUACAAUCCGAAGAACAAAAAACAUCUCGGAAUAGCUAAAGUUGUUUUCGGAACCGUCAAGGCGGCGAAAGAUGCCGUCCAGAACUUGCACAACACGUCUGUCAUGGGAAACAUAAUCCACGUGGAGCUGGAUCCAAAAGGUGAAAAUCGCCAGAGGUACUUCCAGCGUCUGAUCAAUGGAAGUUAUACUCCGCUCACUCUUCCAGUCGGUGGAGAAGAGGCCUGUGAUGUUUCUCCCCGCAGCUUGGCUGAAGCCCUGCUGGCUUGCGAGCCCUCCAGAAGACUGUUCGAAGGCAGUUCAUCUGUAGCAGCAGGCACAGCGACACCGAGUGGCACCAACACACCCAUGUCCCUGGAUACGGCCUAUUCCAGCCUAAGGCAGGAUACGCCCCAGUCGCAGGGCACCCCGCACACCCCGCGUCCAUCAGGCACCCCGUUCUCUCAGGACUCCAGCUAUUCGAGCAGGCAGGGCACACCAGCGUUCCAAGCCAACCGUGCCGAAUCAUCAGGAGGCUACAAAUCGAGGAGACAUGAAACCAAAUUUCAGGAUGCCUACAACCGUAGACCAGAAAGGCGAUAUGUCCAUGGAUCAACGCAACGCAGUAAUGCAGAACAGCCGCCCUCUUUUAAGCAGCAUCAACCACCUGAGCCGCCAUCGCCUGCAUUCGCGCACACGCCGCCACCACCAACCAGUGCGAAUUUUAAAACUGCUUAUUCUCAAUAUCAGCCCCCAAUUCCCCAAGUGUACACAGAAGCCUCCUACCACCAACCUGUUCAGCGGGAAGUGGAUUACAGGAGACCACCUCAAGCUCCACCUCCCCCAAGCACUGAUUUUCUGCCUGUCAGAGACAGACCCACGACUCCACCAAUCCCUGAGCCUCCUCCUGCUCCAGAGACCCAACCAGCGACACCUCCGCCUUCCACACCAGAGCCUUGUCCAUCGCCUACCCUAGAGUCCGAGCGUAACAGCCUGGACUCCCGCAUAGAAAUGCUCCUGAAGCCCUUCCUGAAUGAGCGUGGAGACUCGGAUGCUGAAGUGCGGAUGGAUGGGAGCCCAAUCUCCUCCUCGUCAUCCCAGCUGUCCCCGAUCCCACCCCAGCGACCCUCGCGGCCCUCAAGCACUGGGCUGGAGGACAUCAGCCCAACUCCGCUGCCUGAUUCAGAAGAUGAUGAACCGAUCCUUGGUACUGCUUCACUGUUGGCGAACUCAAGGGGCAUGUCGCCCUCCAACAUGCACAGUAAAAGCUGUGUGGGAGAACCACGGACGCCCAUCGACAAAAUGGACACGGGUCAUCAAUCUUCAGGUGAAGACAUGGAGAUAUCUGACGAUGAGAUGCCUGGCACACCGAUCGCCAGCGGAGACUGUGCCAAAAGCAUUGUGGUCAACUCCGCAUUGUCUCCGAUGCAGACCAUCCCCAUGCCCCCGCCAGGGUUUCCCCCACUGCCCCAUGCGGCUGGCUUCCCCCUACCCCCGCACCACCUUCCGCACCAUUCAGCCGUUUCCCACCUGGCCGGCCACCACCCGAUGCUCCACCCACUGCACCCUUAUAGCAUGGUGCAUCUUUUACCAGUAGAUCUGAUUAGCUCUUUACCACAGUGGCUCCAGAUGCCCUUUCAGAUGCAGACCCAUAUGCUGAGUCGCAUGGCACAAAGCCAGCAUCCGUACCCUUACCCAUACCCUGCUCCCAGUGCCAAUCCUUCCGCCAUGCCAUUUGGGGGCCCGUAUCCACCUUUGUCGAUGGUCAGCGCUCCUGCAGACACGCUUCAUGGGCAACCCUGGCCACUACCCAGCAUGCCCCAAUUCAACCCCGCUGUUCCCCCACCUGGCUACGAGCCCCAGAAGGAAGACCCACACCAAGCCACCAUAGAUGGAGUGCUGAUGGUUAUCGUCAAAGAGCUGAAGGCCAUCAUGAAGAGAGAUCUCAACCGCAAGAUGGUGGAGGUGGUGGCCUUCAGGGCCUUUGAUGAUUGGUGGGACAAACAGGAGCUAUCGGCAAAGGCUACGCUUACACCUGUGAAAGCAGGUGAGGGCAAAGAUGAGGAGAAAGAACGGGCCAAACCCAAAGAGACUAUACCCUCGCAUUUCACCCUGGGCUUUGAGGGAAUGGGUCUCAGCAUCGGCCUGCGUGGUGCCAUUCGGUUACCGUCCUUCAAGGUUAAAAGGAAACAGCCCCCUGAACCAACGUCCACUAGUGACAACAAAAGGGUUCGCCCAUCCACACCUGUCGAUGAUGAGCUGGAAGAUGAAGAGUCAGAAAGAACGGGUCGCACGGAUGGAUCCAGAGUGGAUCCAGCUGGUUCUUCUUCCAAGCGAAGACCAGCCAGGCCUCUGGAGCUGGACAGCGAAGGCGAGGAGGAGGAGGAAACCUCCGGUAAAGAGGAGUCGUCACUUUCAGAUCAUGAAGAAGAGCCAGUAGAUGAUGCAUGUGAGAGGCUGUCCUCUGGCAAGGAUUUGGAGGAAGAGGAUGAAAAGAAGAGUGAAUCGGACUCGGGCAAGAGUGAAUUGUCUGACUCAUCAGAUGAUGAAACUUCCAGCUCAACGUGCUCCAAAUCUGGUUCUGAUUCCUCGGGGAGUGAGAGCUCAUCUGACUAUGAAUCAAGUUCAGAGGAGGAAGAGGAGGAGGAGGAAGAAGAAGAGCGAAUAGUGGGAAUGGAUGAUGAAGAGGAUGUGGAUGCACGAACCUCAUCGUCUUCAUCAACUACCUCUACUUCAUCCUCUGACGAAGAGGAGGAUGUUGAGGUAAAAGCCCCCAGUACUCCCACAGGACCACCACCAGAAGAGGAACCCAAUGAGCUAGGCAGACUGGAGGCUGUAGAUGAAACAGAGAUCGAUCACAAACCUAGUAUGGUGAGCUCAAUCAAGCCCAAAGUUGAGGAGGUGCGACCCCCUUCACCCAAAGGAUUGCCAGCUAACAAACUAGACAUUGAUCUGGAGGUGAAUAUUCCGGUGCCCAAAACUGAAGCCACUCUGGAGGAAGUCGGUAACUUGCGUCCACCCACCCCAACAGGUUCGUUUGCAGAUAGUCUUCAGGACACCCGACCAAAGAUCCCAGCAGAAGACUUCCCUAGAACCCCUGGUCGUGAAGGCCCAGUUUCUCUAGAAUCAGAGGCUGCAGUGCCUCGAUCUCUUCCUACACCCUCCAUGCACCUUCCACUUCCUCCCAGUCACGUUCCUGAACCUCAAUCCCUUCUUCCACCCCCUGAAACUUUGCCGGAUAUGCCUGUGCGUGGGCGCUUGCCUACAGAAGAGGACAUCCCACGAACACCUGGGAGAGACCUCAUGGAUAGACCGCGAGGUUUGGGCAAGUUGCAGAGCACUGAUACGGUUCCUGUCACGCCAGGUAGUGACACUCCUCUAACAGGUAACAGCUUGAGUUCGCCACAUAUUCCUGGCAGCCCUUUCUCUUACCCCGCUCAAUCCCCUGUGCUCAGCGCUGGCAUCCCUCGGACUCCAGGUCGAGACCUUACUUUCGCUCCAGCUUUCCCUGACUCUGCUGGUUUAUCUGCAGGCCUUCCUAUUCAUAGGAAGGCCUCGUCUGAGAUCUUGGAGGAGAAGCCUCUCUUUAAAGAGCCUUUACUCAGUGCCUCUCCCCAGGCCAGCCUACCUAACAAUGCUGCUGCUUCCCCAUUCCCUGGUCCUCCCCUUCCUACUGCUUCACUUCCGGAGCCAGCUUUGCCUCCCCGAGGUUCUCCUCCUGCUUCAAUAGAGAAUUCCUUUCCCGCUUCUCCAAAAGAACUUCCUAUUCCAAUGAUUGAUGUUCCUGUGCCCUUAGAUGAUACUCCAUCAAAGAAGAAACUGGGGCGGUCUAAGAAUAAAAAGGCGAUUCAAGAUUCUGAAGAACCUCCAGUUACUUUAAUAGAGGCCUCUUCACUUCCAGAACUCCCAGUCAACGACCAGUACCCAGACCAUCCUUCGAAAACCAUCAAGGAAGAAGAUGGUGAAUCCGCAGUCUCGGAGAAAGAAGAAAGCCAUGUGCCGACGAUCAUACCCAAGGUUGAGGAGACGUCAUUUUAUGUUGAGGAGCCAAUUCAGAAGACGCGGCGACAGAGACGGGGCUGGCAAGAGUUGUUGCUGUCUAUGCACUCGCCUGUCGCUUCACCCCGCCGUCCCAGCUUCAUGCCGCGCUCUGACUUUGAGGAGAUGACCAUCUUGUAUGACAUCUGGAAUGAUGGCAUUGACGAGGAGGACAUCCGAUACCUUAAAGUCACCUACGACAAGAUGCUUCAGCAGGAUAAUGCCCACGACUGGCUCAACGACACCCUCUGGGUCCACCAUCCUCCUACCAACAUGGGCAGUGCAACAGGGGUGAAGAAGAAGCGGAAAGAAGAUGGUAUACGUGAUCAUGUCACCGGCUGCGCUCGUAGCGAGGGCUACUACAAAAUCGACAAGAAAGACAAAAUGAAAUACCUGAACAGCUCACGCCUUCAGUCUGAAGAGCCGGAUGUGGACACUCAGGGAAAGAGUAUACCAGCACAGCCCCAAGUGUCCACCAGAGCAGGUUCAGAGCGGCGGUCUGAACAGCGGCGCUUGCUGUCGUCCUUCAGCUGUGACAGUGACCUCCUCAAGUUCAACCAGCUCAAGUUUCGUAAGAAGAAGAUCCGGUUCUGUAGAAGUCACAUUCAUGACUGGGGGUUGUUUGCCAUGGAGCCUAUUGCUGCUGAUGAGAUGGUCAUUGAAUAUGUUGGCCAGAAUAUCCGACAGGUUAUUGCAGACAUGCGAGAGAAGCGAUAUGAGGACGAAGGCAUCGGUAGCAGUUACAUGUUCCGUGUGGAUCACGACACCAUUAUAGACGCAACCAAAUGUGGCAACUUCGCUCGCUUCAUCAAUCACAGUUGCAAUCCAAACUGUUAUGCCAAGGUCAUCACUGUGGAGUCGCAGAAAAAGAUCGUCAUCUACUCCCGGCAGCCAAUCAAUGUUAACGAGGAGAUCACCUACGACUACAAGUUCCCCAUCGAGGACGAGAAGAUACCGUGCCUGUGUGGUGCCGAGAACUGCAGGGGAACGUUGAACUAACCCCAGCGGACCAUAGGUGAGAACUUACAAAACACGCACUGCCCCACAACAAGCCCAGACGCCACGUCUUCUGGAGCUACAGAGGAACGGUGGAUGAAACCCAACGCAUCCACUGGAUGUAUCGUGCAGCUAAGCGUCUGGGACUUCUUCUUUUUUGUACUUUUCUCAUGAUUGUUUACGAAUUACAGGUGCUCUUUCAAGCAUAAGAAAUGAGUUUUCUACCACUCUUCCAUUGACCUCAAUAGAAACGGAUUUCUAUUUUCCCCUAAAUAUGUAUGGGCGCUAAGUUUGACUGCCCAUUUGGCACAGUCUGUCUUCGAAUCUCCUUUUCUUCCACGGUUUGCUUAGGGAGAGACCUCCCGUUGAACCCCUUGAACACUUUAAGCUGCUCAAAAUAAUUCCCACACGCACAAAAAUCUAAAUUCAUUCUUCAAGUCCUUGUCCUAGAAGCUUCAGAACUCAAUGGUUUAGCAUUCAUCGUGACACUAACCAAUGCUGGGGGGAAUCGGAUCAGUUGCCUUCAGUUCACAUUCAACAAAAGCACACACACCUGCGCCGGCCACAAAACAAAUGAGUAGAAAAGAUCCACGUCUCAGGCAAAUUUACACAAAGCGAAUGAACGCACCUACAUUAUUAUUUCAGCCAGAGCGCUGUGGCGUCGGCAAAUCACUCAGACUUGACUUUCUUUUGUGUUUGCUUGUUUUUUUUAAGAAGCAAAUGCAAAUCAACACAUUAGCAACACACUACAGUUGAUGAUUACAUCCGUGCUCAUUUCAGUGUAUCUGCUGCCCCCUAGCUUUUGUGAGGUGUAACUGCAGAACGCUACUCGACUUUUUCAGAUUCCUGCUUAGUAUUAACUCUGCAUUAUCUCAACGUUUCACUGAUGUUUUUGUGUGUUUCUUGUCUAAAUAGCUAUAAACUCUUAAACCAAGUAGCAUUUUCUGGACAAGCUAAAUAUAUUGUAUUGUUUUAAGAACUAAUAUGACGAAAUUAAGCAAGUUUUUUGCCUAAAACAAGCCAAAUAACGUGCAAAUGUGGUAAGCUAAAUAAUCGUACGUCAAAAGGAAGAACAAGAUUAUUUUGCUUACCACAUUGUCAGAUUAUUUAGCUUGAUUUAAGCAAAAACUCAUUCAUUUUGAGAGGUUACGUCGUUAAACAAGACAAUAUUUUUGCGCGUCUAGAAAAUGCUUCUUGAUUUACAAAUGUUUCGAUAUCUGGACUAGAAACAGGACACGAAAUCCAAGCAGUGAGUAGAUAAACACGUAGAGAUCCGGCGUCAUGCAUAUAUCCAGUCACUGCAGAGUUUGUUUAUCAUGGAGAGAAUUUCACUAAUAUAAUGCUGCUAUUCUAACACAAAUCUCCAUCCAUUCACUUUACGAAGGCUAAAUCCCAAUUACCGUGGGUUUACGUAGUGUUAGACAUUCUCUGCGAGCACUAAAAUAAAAAAAGAUGCUCGAUUUGAAGUGAUCUAAGUGUACCUGGAGUAUUAGAAAUGUCCGAAAAAAUCAACAAUACGGUGCCAAAAGAUCCACUUUAGUCUCAGCUCCAUGGGUAAAGCUUUUUCCACUCGUCUUCUCCUGUAUGUGUGUUUGUAUGAAUGACAUAAGCUCACUGGUACUUCAGGCGGCUCUCUCGAGGUGCUCUUUGCUCAGUAUUUACAGCCUCAUUCGGCCAAAUUUCCCUCUGAAAGCAUCAGACCGUCUGAAUCUGUGCUUUUCUUUGUGAUUUUUUUUGGUCAUGUUUAUUAAUGCACUAGAGGCUUGCAACAACCCAUCAAGCCAAACGGCACUCACAAAACUCACAAGCUAUGAAUCUUGUCCUUUUUAUAAGUAAAUCACUCACAGGGUAAGGUCUCCCCCGGUUUAUGUUUUCUUUAUUUCUUUUUAAAUAUGUUUAUAUUGUACAGGAUAUGAUGGUUUGUAUAAAGGAAUGAGGCUUUUUUUAUCUUGACGGGGAGUGAUGAUGAUGAUGAUGAUGAUGCAUCGUUCUGCUUUUACGAGCGACAGACGGAGUAUUUAAAAUGACUAUUUUUCAGGGAUCAUUGUACGAAAAAAGGGGUUGAAUAGCUAAUUUAAAGAAAAUGAUGCAUCUUGUACAUAAACAGAUUUGUACUUCCUUUUUGAAAGAUUGUUUCUUGUAGAAACGUCUUUUUUUUUGGCCCAUUUUCCUUUGGAUUCUUACGUGUAAAUACUUUAACUGUGAAUAUAUAAAUAUAAAUAUAUAUAUUUUUGUUCCUGAGGAUUUGCUACAGCGUCACGGCUCGGAAAGGUCUAUCGGACGGCGAGUACACAGAGCUGGCGGCAGUAUUUUCAGCUUGUGUCAAGCUUUAUUUUUUAUUUUUUGGGUUGUAAAUUCUAUGAAAAUCUGUUUGCAGUGUCGGGGGGGGGGGAAAGCAUUAUCUUUCAGAAAUGGCAGGGGGCAUUGGUGAAAUUGACCUUUAUCCCCUGUCUAUUUAUUAUACCACAAAUGUAUGGAGAAAAAAAAUCAUGGAAAAAAUAAAGGAUUUUUUUUU
This is a messenger RNA of Danio aesculapii, 8189 nucleotides long. It is a transcript of the gene setd1ba, whose product is annotated as SET domain containing 1B, histone lysine methyltransferase a. The transcript is spliced from 18 exons. The record is from RefSeq and is a predicted model, not a curated record. Bases 218 to 5677 code for a protein of 1819 amino acids. Gene Ontology annotation, molecular function: RNA binding; histone H3K4 methyltransferase activity; protein binding. Gene Ontology annotation, cellular component: Set1C/COMPASS complex. Lineage: Eukaryota; Metazoa; Chordata; Actinopteri; Cypriniformes; Danionidae.